This is a messenger RNA of Didymodactylos carnosus, 3720 nucleotides long. The record is from the annotation of a GenBank genome assembly. NCBI's taxonomy places the organism in Eukaryota, Metazoa, Rotifera, Eurotatoria, Philodinida, Philodinidae.
AUGCAUCCAGUCACCAUUGGUAGUCAACGUACAUAUGACAACUGUAAAGUAAAACAUUCAUAUUCUCAACCGAUAAAAACAAUAUCGAUUCGUGCCACAUUUCUAUUUCAUAAUAUCGAUUUAACCAACAUAAUGAGAAAGAAAACCAAACGAUCUAACAAUGAACUAUUAUUAAGAACUGUUAAUGUUGCUUGUGUAUUCUCUUCAACAUUACCGUUGUGUAGCUAUCAUCAAUUAGUAAAACCAAAUUCUAUUGAACUACAAUUUAUCUAUCGUUUAGAACAAAAAUUAAGACUACACGCUAAAGUUUGUUUAGAUGAUUUAGAUCAUAUCCGUUUGUCGAGAGAUUUACAUAUUGAAGGUAGACGUAAUAUAAACAAUCAAUUCACUGGUCGAUUGACAACAGAUAUUCAAUUUGUAUUUCAUCGUAGAAAAUUUCUUGUUUUCAAUGAAAAUUUAUUAGAUAAAGAUCUUCUCUCAUUUCCUGUUAUUGAUCGAUUAAUUCGAAAUUCAUUUGACCCACAAGGUGUAUUUGAACAUUUGGAGCAAAGUCAGCAACGAGCAGACAUUACUUCUUUAACGUAUGACAUUGAUGUUGAUACCAAUAGUCAUAAAUAUAAAAAACGACAACGACCUCAAUCAUCACAGAUAAUGAACAACUGGCAAACACCUUUCUUUCAUUUACAAUUGCAAAAAUUGCAAACAAUAUUGGGUGGUAGUUGUGUAUGUCUAGUACAAUACGAAUUAUCCAAAUUUAAUCGAAAUAAACGUAUUAUUAGAAAACUACAUUCAAAUAUGAACUAUCAACAAUGUGAAGAAAUUGGCCGAUUAUUUAAAUUUCAGAACAAUAUAAAUAGAAAAAAUACCAAAUAUUUUCUAGUUAAACGAAGUUUACAUCAUUCUAAAACACUUCCUCAUUUAACGACAGAAAACAAACAUAAAAUAAAUGCUGCCCGCUCAUCAAUUAAUCAUCGUUCAUUUCGAGAUUGUUCUUGUAAAAAAAAUAUUAUUUGUCAACCAUUUCAUCAAAAGAAUAACUUUUAUAUGGCUGAAGAUGUAGAUGAUACACAUGAUUAUCCAGAUGAAGAUGAGGAGAAGUCUGAGAUUUUUCCAAUCGACAAUAAACACGUACAAUCAGAAGAUGAACUUACACUACCAUGGGAUUAUCAUCAACAUCUUGUUACACAGAAACACAAAUGGAACUCAUUUCAAACACCAGAUCAACACUAUUCACCAGAUGAGUAUUGGAACAAUUUUAUCCAUGAGUAUAUACCAUCGCCUAAAAAAACACACCGUCGAAUAAGUCGUUCAGUUUCGUCUUUAUUAUCAACUUCGUACCAUCCAAUAACUAUUCAUGCUUAUAUAAACUCGUUCAAAGAAUGGACAAAUAAACAUUUUCGAGCAAGACGAUUAUCUGUUUACUCAUCAGUAAUAGAUCAAAUCGAACCUGAUUCACUAUUACCAUUAAAACAUUUAAAAUAUGCUGUUCUUUCAAAUAAUGAUCUUCAGGAAUUACCUGAUGAAUUGUUUAUACCUGUCCGAAAAACCUUGAUAUGGAUGGAUUUUUCUCAUAAUAAACUCACUCGAUUGCCACGUUCAUUAAAUCUUUUAAAACAGUUACAAAUUUUAAUUUUAACCGAUAAUGCAUUAAGGUCAAUUGAUUCACAACCAUUUUUAAAAUUAAAUCAUAUGAGAUUGUUAGAUAUCAGAGAUAAUCCCAUUCAAUGUCAAGAUUGCAAAGCUGACUGGCUAAAAUUAAUGCAUUUAGGAGCCUAUGCUAGACUAAACGUAGCUAGAACGAUAAAUCUAAAGAAAAUAAAUAAAAUCCAUCGACAAUCUAAUCGAGACGAUUGCGAAUCGGGGUGUCAACGAGAUGGAAAUCAAGAGCAAAUACAUCGUGAGAACAUAUAUAAUCAACAUCGUCAGCAGAAACAAAAAACAACUAUCGAUUUGACAAGGAUUCCAUCCAUGCCUUCGUUUCGUAUUAUUGGUGGUUGCAUUAAUGAUGCUAGAACAUCCGUUAAUGACAGUAAUAACCAGUAUAUGUCGGUGUUAUCAAAAUUAUGCAUGAACUGUCGCAGUAAUUUAUGUGAUUUAAAUUCUCAAUGUGUUCAAGAAGACACUUCACAUCGUCUAGAUGGCCAAAAUCAAUUUCAUUGUUUAUGUAAACAACCGUAUCGUAUGAUACCAAACACUCAAAGGUGUCAACGACCCGAUCAAUCUGAAACAACAAUAGAAAACUUAGCUUGUGGACACCAAUGUAAUCAUGGAAAAUGUGUUCUAACCCUAGGUGGAGUUUGUCAAUGUGAUCCUGGAUAUUUUGGAUUAAAAUGUGAUAAAAAAGCGUCAACUUGCGCCGAUUUACCAUGUCAGCGAGGCUAUUGUGUUGUUCAGCACAGCAAAGUGGCAUGUAUGUGUCCAUCAGGUUAUACGGGCACAUUGUGUGAACAGAGAAUGACGCUCUUCCACAAGUCGAAUGCAUCAUCGUCGACCGUUUAUUGUAUAAUUGAGCGAUGUUUAACAGUCUGGUGUGAUAAUAAUCUUAAUCGUAUGAAAAAAUGUGAAAGUAAAAGUCUUGAACAAUCACUCAAUAAUGAUUGUAAAUCGUUACUUGAUCCUUGCAUAAACAAGAAAUGUAUUCAAGGUUAUCUAGUUUAUAAUCAACAACCAAUGUCAAUAACAGAAAAUCAAUAUGAGUGUGUAUGUCGCAGUGGUUGGACGGGGAAAUCGUGUGACAGAACCGCCUGGGAUGUGUUGAAUGAUGAAGAUUUUGAUGAUGAAGAUGAAGAUGAAGAAUACAUUAGCCAAAGAGACUAUAAUCUAAUGUUUGCACAACAACAACGAUUGUUCACAACGCCAGAUAGAUUUUUAAUGACACCACCACAACAGUUUCAAGGAUACGAUUUUCAACAGCAACUACAAAAACCAAUCGUGGCAAGUCAAACAGCAUUACAAUCUCCCACCAUUAUUCAUGUAGCUGAUUUACCAAGUGGGACAAAUAGUGAUGUGUUUAUUAAGUUAUUAAGUAAACUGCUAAAUGCAAAAAUUGUGGAAUUAGAUGGCAUCAAACAACCAAAACAAAAAAUAUAUAAAAAUGGCAAAGGCUCCAACGAAAUAAAGUCGGAUUUUUAUCAUUAUAAUCGUCAUACUCGAGCGACACAAGACAAAACGAGAAAAAUUGAAACAGAACUGAUAAAUGAGAAACAAAACAAAGAAAAUGAAAAGCAAAAAGCUCUAAAAAAAGAAUUUGAAACAGAAAAGAUGGCAAAAGAAAAUUUAAACCAAUCUAUAGCGCCGAAUACAAUGUCAAUGAUGCUCUCUCCUAUUCCUAUAGAAAAAUAUCAAGUACUUAUGAAUUCUGCUGCUACUGUCGUCGAUGAUCUUUCCUAUCGAGAAAGGCUGAAUUCUAAACCUCUUUCAACAUCAGCCGUCAUAGAUUUUUCAGAUGACAGUGACACAGUUUCAACAUCGAAUAAGUUUCGCUUAACAUCAGUUGUGCUUACUGUUAGUCUGAUAACAUUAUUUUUAUUAAUUAUUGUCUACACGACAAUGUGUUACGUGUCAGACUCUGGACCGAUUCAAGAUUGUGGAUUUCCUUUGAUAAAAAAGUAUGUUUUAUUAAAAAAUUGUUCUAGCUCUUAUUAUACGAGCGGAAGUGAAACAAUAAAAGUUAAACCGGUCACAACUGUACUAAGAAAUGCACAUAGUGGACAUGUUUGA